UCCUACCAAACAACACCUCUACCUUAACAUAUCAAUCUUUCUAACUUUUUUCCAACGUUGUUAGUACUUUCAUUUCUCAUAUCACCAAAAUUCAAAAUCAUUGUAUCCUCUAUUUUUUUUCUUCUAUACCAUAUAUUUAUAUAUAAAUAUUUGUGUGUCAAUAUAAUUUAGGAGAUUUUACUAUAAUGUCUUCCAAAAAGAAAAACCUUAUAAGAACAUUUUUCACUUCAAAUGGAAGUUGUGGAUCAUGUGCAAAAUCAAAAGCAAUUCAAGUACACGAACCAACCCAAAAACCCAAAAUUUCCAUCAACCAAAAGAUCACAAAUCCAAGUAGUAAAGGUUCUUCCACUACAAAUUCAGGUGAACCAAACGGCGCCGUUUGUAGCAUCGACGACAGCGAAGAUUUCUCCACCACUACCUUUUCUGAAGGUGAGACAACAAACAACUACUUUGUACCCAAACAAAGUCCACUGAUGAACACCGUAGCGGUCGAGAAGGACUCGGAGGAUCCAUAUCAUGAUUUCAAACACUCUAUGCUUCAAAUGAUCUUCGAAAAUGAGAUCGAUUCGGAGGAUGAUCUUCAAGAUCUUCUUCGGUGUUUUCUUCAUCUCAAUUCUAGUUGUUAUCACAGUGUGAUUGUUAAAGUCUUCAAUGAAAUCUGCCACGAAGCUUUCCCCGACAAGGCUAGAAGUUACGGGAAGGUGGUGUGGGAAAUGCCUUUGGUGGCUGAUCGAUGCGCAACGGCGCAUGGAGGGCAUUAG
Molecule: messenger RNA, 761 nt
Organism: Trifolium pratense (red clover)
Lineage: Eukaryota; Viridiplantae; Streptophyta; Magnoliopsida; Fabales; Fabaceae
Product: transcription repressor OFP6-like
Exons: 2
Coding region: 186-761 (191 amino acids)
Biological process (GO): negative regulation of DNA-templated transcription
Source: RefSeq, a predicted model, not a curated record